GAAGGACGCACCAUCUCUUUCAGCCUCUCUCUCCUCUCCUCUCUCUACAACCCCUUUCUCUCACUGAAAGAAUCGCGCAUUUAUCAAUUAAGUGAAACGAAAGAAAUCUCGAGGCAUCGUUUGGGGAAUUCGAUCCUUCAACUCUAUCCCAAUCUAACAAUCGCAGCGUUUUGGGUUUCUGCGGAAAUCCGUUAGAACGAUGGGUUGCUUCUUCGGCUGCUUCCGAAUCAGGGACGACCAUCGCCCUCUCGUCUCUGAACCACUCCCUUCCUCAGCCAGAGAACCUGUUGUUUCUCGGAAUCGUUUAUCAUCUCUACUACUUGCUGAAGAGAAAGAUACUUUGCCGCACUCAAGUAAAGAAGAUCCUGCCUUGCAGUCUCUGCAGCAUGACAGCAGUGAAAGAGAGCUCAAGGAUGAGGCGAAGUUCCUGAAAGCUUGUGGUACCUUACUUGAAACUCCAACAGAAUUUCGAAAAAGAUCUGAAAAAUUUAAAGAUCUUUUACGUUAUGACGGAGAUUCUGAACCUUCAAAGUUCCAUUCAUGGCUUCCUAACACAUCCGUUGAGAAGUUAAUCCUGGAGGAGCAACUUGAACAUCCUCCUACUCCUAUCAAACUUUGUGAAGGAUCAUUAAAGGGAUCAGAUUAUAUGAAGCGUUCACCCAGCAGCUGUAUAUCCAGUGGGCAGAAUGCUGGAAGGAAUUCUUUUGGCUCUACACAAGGCGGUGGAGCUCGCAGUAUUAUUAGUCAAGCUAGCAGCGCUAUAACUUAUUCAGUUACAGAUGAGGCUUUGCCUGCCCAGCAUUGCAGAAAUAAAUCUGUCCACUUUGAAGGCGAUGAUGAUGAAACUUCAUUUUUGUCAAGGUCUUCACCUGAAAUUUCUACACAAAAUUCAAAGCAGCCUGAAUCAGCUGGUAAUGACAGCGCAUUAAAGCUUUCACCUUACCCAACCCCGCUAAAACUAACUGAUGAGAUGCAAACACGGACUGUUUUUCCAGCAUAUGCAGACAGUAUGGGAAAUGUGAAGAAUCCUCGGAUCAGGUCUCAGUAUGCAUAUUCAGUCCCGAACCCAGUUCAGGAUAUCUCUCAGCCGAAAGUAUUAGAGGAAGAAGAUUCUGGCACUCUUGAAUUGUCAGGUAAAACAAGAAAAUCUCUCGAGCAGGCUGAUAAUGCAACCACUAAAUCGCAAGUGGGGAUGAGGGAAGCUUCAAUUGAGAAAGAGUUUGAGGAAACAAGCUUGUCUUCUUGGUUCAAACCAGUAGCAAAGAAUCGGAGCGUCAAAGAUCAACACUGUGAUUCCAUUUCAAUUGGAAAGACUCGUGUUCGUAGGGCUUCAGGCGAUAGGCCGAUCAUCGGGAUGGUUGCUGCUCAUUGGAAUGAAGAAGAACCUUCUCAUAUUUCGCCCAAGUAUUGGGAUGGGAAUGGAAUUCCAAAUUCAACAAACAAGUACAAAGAGGACCAGAAAGUCAGUUGGCAUGCAACACCUUUCGAGGAGAGACUGGAGAAGGCAUUGUCUAGUGAGACUUCCAUCAGUCACGGGAAGCAUACGAAUCAGGCAUCACCCAUUGAUUUCGGAGAAACCGAGGAAAGUGAUACAGCUCUUUCCCAGCUGCGAACUUCAACCCAUUCUAAGCCGGUAAUAUCAUUCUGAUAAAUGUAAGAAACAUUGUUCUUGUUACUGGUUUCUCUUGCAGUGUUUUUGAUAUUGCGAAGUAAGAAGCUGAACAUGAGAUUUGUUCUUGGAUUGUUGAAUAUAUUGUAAACGGCAUGGAGUUACUGCUUUGGAUGUACAUAAUGAAAACGUCCGGUGGUUGGGCC
This is a messenger RNA of Diospyros lotus (date-plum), 1815 nucleotides long. RefSeq names its product protein JASON. Gene Ontology annotation, biological process: male meiosis II. The transcript is spliced from 8 exons. The coding region runs from base 200 to 1648 and encodes 482 amino acids. The record is from RefSeq and is a predicted model, not a curated record. Lineage: Eukaryota; Viridiplantae; Streptophyta; Magnoliopsida; Ericales; Ebenaceae.